UCAAACGAGUUCAGUGCAGUGCGAUCAUCGAUGCCUCUAAUAUCCACCGUAUCUAGUGUGUUGACCGGUUCUUUGUGACAAAAUCAAAUCGAAAGCUCUUCUUCUCGUUGUCUUCGCUUUUAGUAUUUUCUUAAGUCUUGAAGAAGUAACACAAGCAACAAAUCGAACGGCACGACAAACCUUGCUCGAAUUCGAUUUUGGCAUCUCGAGUGAAAUCGCUCACAAAGCACUUGGACCUAUUGCCGUCUUUAGAGCGGCUUGAAAAUAUGUGGCAAUUCACCUUUCUUGAAAUUGUCAUAAGCUGUGUGACCAUUCUGACACUUUUAUACUACUACAGUAUCACGAAACACUCCUAUUGGACGGGGAAGAAUGUGGAAGGCCCAAAGCCACUGCCGAUAUACGGUAAUUUCUUGGACGUUGCCCUUAUGAAGACAUCGCUUGCCGAAAAGCUUCGCGAUUUCUACCAAGUUUGGAAGCACAAACCGUUCAUCGGAUUGUUCCACGGAACAGUCCCGGUUGUGAUGAUUAGUGAUCUCACGCUGUUGAAGCACGUCUUCGUAAAGGAUUUCACAACGUUCACCGACCGAGGACUUCUCGUUAACGAGGAUGUUGACCCCUUGUCCAACAACUUGUUCAGUACCGGGGGUCAUCGGUGGCGAAGGCUCAGAAGCAAGCUGUCGCCAGUCUUCACAUCCGGGAAACUCAAGCAGAUGUACCAUCUUCUGUCCGAAUGCGCGGAUCACUUUGAAAAGUACGUCAUUGACCUUGCCGCCAAGGGCGAUCCAAUCGAGUGUAAAGAGAUCACAGCCAAGUUCACCACCGACGUUAUCGGUUCCUGCGCCUUCGGACUCAACAUGAACGCUCUAACCAGCGAGAAUAGCGAGUUUAGAAAGAUGGGGAAGAAGGUUUUUGAUCCGUCAGUCAGAGACAGCGUAGUAAGAACAAUGAGGGACAGUCUGCCAGUCCUAUUCAAAUUCUUAAAGAUAAGAGUCUUUUCUCGCGAGAUGACCGAAUUCUUCGUCAACAGUACAGCAGAGACCAUUGCGUACAGAAUCAAACACGAUAUUGUUCGGCCCGACUUUAUCCACUUGUUGAUGGAACUUCAGAAAGAUUCGGAUCCAACUGACUUUGAAUGGACGGACGAACUGGUGGCUGCUCAAGUUUUCAUCUUCUUCUCGGCUGGAUUCGAGACUUCGGCCACAACAAUAUCUUUCGCUCUUUACGAACUAGCGCAGAAUGAAAGUAUUCAAGAAAAACUGCGUGAUGAAAUCCAAAGUGCUCUGAAAACUCACAACGGGAGUCUACCCUUCGAAGUGAUCAAGGAGCUGAAGUAUUUGGACAAAGUCUUUCAAGAAACAUUGAGAAAACAUCCGCCCCUUUCGUUUCUAUCGCGAAGAUCCGUCAAAGAUUACACGAUACCUGACACAACGGUCCAUAUUCCGAGUGGUACAAAAAUCUUUAUACCGAUUUUGGGUCUUCACCACGAUCCGCAGUAUUAUCCAGACCCUGAAGUGUUUGAUCCCGAACGAUUUGCGGCUGAAGCGGUUCAAAAAAGGCCUCAGAUGGCGUACUUGCCAUUUGGAGAAGGGCCGCGAUUCUGCAUUGGCGCCCGAUUUGCGGUUUACCAGACGAAGAUGGGUAUCAUUCAGAUACUAAAAAACUUCAAAGUGUCACUAUGUUCGAAGACGAAAGUUCCGUAUGAUAUUGAUCCGACAACUUUUGUGCUGUCCGCUCGUGAUGGUAUUUAUUUAAACUUUACGAACCUUUCAUGAAAUAUUUUUACUUGAAUAUCACUAACAAUAAGUCACAUGAUACUUAAUGAAUAAUAGAGUAACGAGCAAACAAUAAUAUCAGAGAAAAUAAAACUGGACUCGCACAAAGU
Messenger RNA from Neodiprion virginianus, 1882 nucleotides. Its product is annotated as probable cytochrome P450 6a13. The record is from RefSeq and is a predicted model, not a curated record. Bases 267 to 1772 code for a protein of 501 amino acids. NCBI's taxonomy places the organism in Eukaryota, Metazoa, Arthropoda, Insecta, Hymenoptera, Diprionidae. Gene Ontology annotation, molecular function: monooxygenase activity; oxidoreductase activity, acting on paired donors, with incorporation or reduction of molecular oxygen; iron ion binding. The transcript has 5 exons.